AUGAGUAAUAGAAAUGUGAGUGAAAGAGUUGAAGAACAAGUAGGGGGUAGCAUAAAAAAGUGUGUAGAGAGUAAAUUAGAAAAUAAAAAUAUUCAUGUUAAAAAAAUAAAACAAUUUUUCAAAUUAAAAAACAAAUAUUAUAAGUUUGUAAAAAAAAAAUAUAGGUUAAAGAUAUGGAGUUGUUAUAAAGUAAAAGGUAGAACAGAAAGGUGGGAGAAAAAACAAAAUAAACCAAAAGAAUUUAAAUAUUAUACAGAUAUAGGAUUGUUUUUAAAAAAAUUGAUUGAUGAUAUAUUCGAAUUAGUUAGAGAAAUGUAUAUAGAGAUAAGUAGCUAUUUAAAAGAGGUGCUCCCCAACAUUAAUAUAAAAUAUAUUAUAUAUGUUUUUUUUAUGUGUAUUUUUGUAAAUAUAAUAUUAUUUAUUUGUUCAUUAUUUGUUUAUUUCUUUUUGUAUUUUUAUAUAAUUCCACAAAAUAAAUAUGUCUAUAAAAUAAACUUUUCAUUGGCACGUGAUCCUAUUGAUACCUAUUUAAGCAUAGAAGAUUUUUGUGACAAAAAAAAUAAAAUAAAUGAGAAUACUUUUUGCCUGAACAGUCAGGAAAAAAAAUGCUUAAAAGAUUUAAAUUUUUUUUUUAAAAAUGAAAAUGUAGAUAAAAUAAACAGUAAUAAAGACAUGUGUUGUUUUUCUAAAAAUUCAAAUAAUAGGAUAGAUAAUGAUUUUUCUUUUUUUUUUAACAAGAAUUUUUUCGAAAAAAAUAAUGAAGAUAUUUUGUCUUAUUUUUAUGAAAGGAAUGCAGAAUAUAAAUAUUUAGAAAGUAACAUAUUAAAAGGAGAAGUUAAUUUUAAUAAUAUUAUAAGAACGGAUAAUGAAAUACAGAAUAAUUGGAAAAUUUACAAUUAUUUUAUUUCCUUUUUUACAAAAAAAAAGAAUACUAAUAAGCUUAAAAUAAAAAAAGGAUAUAAAAUUGAUAUAUUAUUAAAUUUUUCUUACAUAAACAAUAGUCAUAAUGAUAAGUUAAAUUUUCUACAAAUAGACACACACGUAUAUAAUUAUCACAACAGUUUAAUAUUAAAAAGUAAAAAAAUGCAUAUGAAAAAUAAAAAUUAUGAUUUUAUAAAUAAUUUGCAUUUAAUUUUUAAUGCCCCCUUUUAUUUUUUUAAUUUAUUUAUUCAUAAUAAAAUAAAAUUGUAUUUAAUAAAUGAGCAUAUAUAUACUGACUCAUUUAAAAAAAUAAGAAUAUAUAUUUUCCCAGCAAUACAAAUGAUUGAUGCCAAUAUUGUUGUAUUAGUUUAUUCUAAUUUUUAUUAUUAUUACAUUUAUAAACACCCUAUUCUUUUUUCUUAUAUUGUUUUUUUAUUAUCCUUUGUAUUGAUUUUUUUUAAUAGCAUUUUGUUUUUAUUUGGAGGUAUGUAUUAUUACCUGUACAACAAUUGA
Messenger RNA from Plasmodium vinckei vinckei, 1434 nucleotides. Its product is annotated as conserved Plasmodium protein, unknown function. The transcript has a single exon. Bases 1 to 1434 code for a protein of 477 amino acids. Lineage: Eukaryota; Apicomplexa; Aconoidasida; Haemosporida; Plasmodiidae. The record is from RefSeq and is a predicted model, not a curated record. Gene Ontology annotation, biological process: lipid storage.